AUUACGUCUCAGUACCCUUCGGGAAAUGACGGAUGGAAAUUUUGAGAAAUUGAUGAUAGGAAUAAGGGCAAUUGUGGCUGAACGGUUACAAGCCUCAUUGCUCUGGAAUGAUAUAUUGGACAACUUGACUUUUCCU
Entrophospora sp. SA101 is the source of this 136-nucleotide messenger RNA. The record is from the annotation of a GenBank genome assembly. Lineage: Eukaryota; Fungi; Glomeromycota; Glomeromycetes; Entrophosporales; Entrophosporaceae.